AUGACGAGGCCCACCUCUCACGGCAAUCUACUUGAACACUCUGUCUCCAAGCAAUAUGCUGCAUUCUCUUGCGCAAAGACAGCCAGAUCAAAGAACACCAGCCAGCAGCCAAAGCAGAGCCAGCGCAGAGCUGAGAGGAUACCAGGCUUGAGGUGCAGAGCAGAGAAACAGCCAGAAGGGGACAGCCCUGACUUCAUAGAGCGCAUGGUGGGGGCAGUUUUUGGUAAAAAAGCUCUGGAGGCUGCAGAGCCCUUUGGGAUGAAGCGCAUGAGCGAUGAGGCCUACAAUGAGCAGUCUGUUGCAACCAUCACCGAGUUGGCAGCGCUUAUGGAGGGCGACUCGCCAGAGGUAGCACUGUUCAGGCCGCUGCUUGCCAAGACGCGGCUAGAAAGCAAGCCCCUUAGGUUGGCGUACUCGGCAGAUAGGGAUAGCUGGAGCGCAGGCGCCUUCCAUGCUGCUGUUGACACUUAUGGCGCUGCGGUGGUUUUGGGGAGGACGGCUGGAGGAGCAGUGUUUGGUGGCUACAACCCAAGAGGAUGGAUAGGCCUAGGGGAGGAUAGGAAUGCCAUGUCAGCCUUCCUCUUCACAUUCCCCUCAGGAGAUACGAGCAAGCCCGCCGAGAAGCUUGUCAAGGUGGGCGGGGCAGGGCUCGCGGUCAUAGACAAGGCGGAGGCAGGGCCGCAGUUUGGCGCGGAGGGUCUGACAAUCCCCUUGCAGCAGGGGCAGGAACGCGUUGGCAAGAGCCGGCUGGGCAGCUACUAUGCGCGCAGGGCGGACGGCGGCCGCACGCUUUUCGCUGCCGGCGAGGAGAAACGCGCGCAGCUGGUCGACCUCAAAGUAUUUGUGGCUGCUGGGGGCCCUGAGGAGUGGCAGCUGGAUGGGAUCGUGUGGAAGAGCUCGGGUUCAUGA
This is a messenger RNA of Coccomyxa subellipsoidea C-169, 909 nucleotides long. RefSeq lists its product as hypothetical. The transcript has 6 exons. NCBI's taxonomy places the organism in Eukaryota, Viridiplantae, Chlorophyta, Trebouxiophyceae, Coccomyxaceae. Bases 1 to 909 code for a protein of 302 amino acids. The record is from RefSeq and is a predicted model, not a curated record.